UUAGAAAUUGAGGCCUGUAUUUUUUGUGUUUUGGUUCAAUAGAAAAACCAAGAGAGAGAAGGAGAAGAGAGUAGAGAGGGAGGAUUAUGUUAGAGAGAGAAAUAGCGCGGUUUUAAUAAACCGCUUUUACCCCGAUUCCUGGUUUUAGAGUCUGCUUGUCGUUUUUCAGCGGUUUUGCAGAUCCCACAAAACCAUUGGUCCAAGGUGACGAGUUUGCAGAUCACCUCAAGGUAGCGAAGGAUUGCAAUCCAAGUGCCUGUAACAAAGGAUCCGUGCUAUAAACCCUGUUUCCAGAAUGACUCGCGGUAAUCAGAGAGAGAAAGAUAGAGAGAGGGCUCAGGCCAGGAAGCCCCAAGGCAAGGGUAAAGAUGAUGGAUUGACCCCUGAACAACGCCGAGAGAGGGAUGCAAAAGCACUUCAAGAGAAACAAGCGAAGAAAGCAGAACAAGCUGCAGGGGGUGGUAAUAGUGGGAAAAGCGGUAACAAGAAGUAGCAGGUUUUGGGGAACAAUGUCAAUUAGCUGUGGUCCUAGAUAUUGGCUCUAUUGUCACGUGCAUCCUGUGUUUUUGUUGGGUCUUCGUUGUUAAAUGUUGUGUUCUCAGUUCCUCUGUGAAUCCAGCAAUGUAAACUAAUAACUUCUCUUCUAAGUAGCUUAUAUGAUUUAUGCCAUUUUUCUGUGUUUUUUUUCUCCCCUCCCCUGCAUUGCUUAUGCAAAUUACAGCUUUUACUUCUUUA
Molecule: messenger RNA, 735 nt
Organism: Amborella trichopoda
Lineage: Eukaryota; Viridiplantae; Streptophyta; Magnoliopsida; Amborellales; Amborellaceae
Source: RefSeq, a predicted model, not a curated record